AAAAACGGUAUUCGCGAGCGUAUUUUUCUGAUCAAUCACCUCAAUCACACAUCUAGAGGCGUGGUAUACCGUUGUAUGGUAUGUCUGUCGGUGUGACACUUUCAGGUAUACAAAACAGUUGAAUUGCUAUCGACUGGAAUCGCGAACACCGCUAGGCGAGCAGUGAUAAUGAGUCACUAAUCAGUAGAACGUGGAUAAGAUAGGUCGGGUUUUGUCGGUGGAGUCAGUGAGAUUUUCACGGUCCUCUCGAAGUUAUUGCUUGGAGUCAAAAAAAUGCCAUUCAUUGUGGUAGAUGUAUAUGCCUUCUCACGUUGAUGACACAAAGUGAAAGUUUUCUCCAUAGUUGCGAACGAGUGCCUUAUAUACCUUUAUGAUCACGAGUUUGGAUUUCGGCUGCAGACGGAAUUGAUUAAAAAUCAUCGUUUAUCUUAUCAAAAACUGUUUUACGAUAGAAAAAAAUUUCGAUACCUGCUGAAAUUCAAAGACACUAUAAUGGCAGCCUAUCUCAAUAACCAACAACAAAUGCAGAGCCCAACGGACGCACCUCAUGAAAUAAUUCCACUACAACGUUUGACCACUCGAGAAGAAGCUACGGAACGACAACGUAUCCGUGAUAUCUUCGAUAAAUAUGAUCGAAACAAGACCGGUUUGUUAUCGAUUCAAGAACUUAAGCGGAUGAUCAACAAUCGGAGAUGUCCGGAUCUACCAAAAGGAUUUGCGAAAAACCUUUUAAAAACCGCUGAUCAGAACAAUGAUGGUCAUCUGGAUUUUGAGGAAUUUUAUCAGAUGUCCCGAGAACAUCACUAUCUGUUCCGGGAUAUGUGUGUACGAUACUGUAAAUUGGUGGUACCUAGUCGGAAUCCAAUGACAGUAGACGAAACUGGCCCAGCAUCGGCAUUCCAACGACAAAUAUCCACUGUGACUGUUAUUUCCGAACGAGAUGGCGAGUAUGAACGUAGCAUGAGUCUUUGGCCCCCUCCGUUGACUAUGAUAGUAUUUUCGAUAGUGGAAAUCAUUUUCUUCGUCAUAGACAUUAUUGAAACCAAUAAUCAGAUGGGAACUAGUACCAACGGUCCAAUGGCAACGCUAUUCAUCUACAAUCCUCAGUUGAGGCAAGAAGCGUGGCGAUUUGUUACUUACAUGUUCGUUCAUAUAGGUUUCAUGCACAUUGUAAUGAAUCUAUUGGUGCAAAUAUUCCUGGGUGUUGCACUGGAAUUGGUACACUGCUGGUGGCGUGUAGCUCUAGUUUAUCUAGCUGGAGUCUUAGCAGGAUCAAUGGGUACUUCAAUUUUCUCACCGCGAGUGUUUCUAGCCGGAGCAUCCGGAGGCGUUUAUGCUCUCAUCACUGCUCACAUUGCCACUAUCGUUAUGAACUGGAGCCAAAUGGAGUAUGCAAUCGUACAAUUGUUCGUGUUCUUGGUGUUCUGCGUGACCGAUUUAAGCGUAUCGAUCUACAACAGCAUUUACGACCCAUUUGACAAAGUUGGUUACAUCGCACAUGCCAGCGGUGCAUUGGCAGGCUUUCUGGUUGGCAUUGGAGUUCUACGUAAUCUUAAAGUUAACGCAUGGGAAAGAAAGCUGUGGUGGUUUGCUGUUACUAUCUACUUCCUGCUUAUGGGUGCCGGAGUUUUAUUCCAUAUUUUCUACCCGGAUCGCUUUUUCCCUAAGUUUGCCUAAGGCAGUUUUCUGUUAAUUUUAUUGAUUUCUACUUAGUUUACGACGAAAACGAACGGAGUUUAGUUAUAC
This is a messenger RNA of Ochlerotatus camptorhynchus, 1746 nucleotides long. It is a transcript of the gene rho-4, whose product is annotated as rhomboid-4. Lineage: Eukaryota; Metazoa; Arthropoda; Insecta; Diptera; Culicidae. The transcript has 7 exons. The record is from RefSeq and is a predicted model, not a curated record. Gene Ontology annotation, cellular component: membrane. Gene Ontology annotation, molecular function: serine-type endopeptidase activity; calcium ion binding. The coding region runs from base 493 to 1677 and encodes 394 amino acids.